Molecule: messenger RNA, 2599 nt
Organism: Oncorhynchus mykiss (rainbow trout)
Lineage: Eukaryota; Metazoa; Chordata; Actinopteri; Salmoniformes; Salmonidae
Source: RefSeq, a predicted model, not a curated record
GGUAGGAGAGAGAGAGAGACAGAGAGGUGGAGAGAGAGAGAGAGGGGGGAGAGAGAGAAAGAAGAAAACGUUUUCAACUGUGAGGUAGGAGAGAGAGAGAGACAGAGAGAGAAAAAAACAUUUUCAUCUGUGGAAGGUAGACUAGAGAGAACUUUUUCAUCUGUGGAAGGUAGGAGAGAGAGACUGAAGAAUUUAAUCUGUGGGAGGUAGGAGAGAGAGACCGAGGAAUUGGAUCUGUGGGAGGUAGUGUAGUGUAAUUACAGAGUUUAUAGCGCCGUACCAAGCCUGCCACAUCACUAUGGACACAACGGAAUAUAAGACGUCCUUAACCGUUUUUACCCUCUUCUGUGUCCUGUCGAUAUGCUGGUGUGCCCCUCAACGGUUCUGCCAGCCUGGAGACGACAAUUCGGGAAGAUGCAACAACGGUCCAGAUGUAGAAAAACCCGCAGUGUGUUCAGAGAUUAACCUGGGUUACUGCAAUGACCUGGACUACUCCAGGACCAUCUUCCCUAACAUCCUAGGUCAGCAGUCUCGUCACGAGGUGGAGUCUGGAGCUGAGUACCUCCUCCUCUCUGUGAUCCACGGUCUCCUCAACGGGGAGUGUUCCCCCGACAUCCGUCUGCUGGGGUGCUCCGUACUCGCCCCGCGCUGCCAAGACCUACCCAGCCCCGCACCUGUCAAGUCAUGCCGCAGUGCAUGUGAGGCGGUGAGGAAGGGGUGUGGCCACGCGUUCGAGGGCAUCGACAUGGCGUGGCCUUACUUCCUAGACUGUGACCGAUUCUUCGCCGGCGAACAGGAAGGCUGUCACGACCCGUUGGCCCCGUUAAGAGCCAGACAGGAAGUGGCUUUCUCCAACCUGUCUCCAGACGAACCCUCCACCAUCAUUCAGUUCACGUACCACUCCAACUCCCAAAUGUACAGCGUUCUGAAGAGGACGGCUGCCAAGUGCUCUCACAUCUCCCGCACCUACAGUAUCGGACGCAGCACAGAGGGGAAAGACCUCCUGGCCAUAGAGUUCACAGACAACCCCGGAGGGCAUGAACUGUUGGAACCGGAGAUCAAGCUGGUUGGCAACAUGCAUGGCAACGAGGUCCUGGGUCGCCAGUUGCUGCUCUACCUGGCCCAGUACCUGUGUUCCGAGUAUCUCCUUGGCAACCAGCGUAUCCAGACGCUCGUAAACACCACGCGCAUCCACAUCCUGGCGUCCAUGAACCCCGACGGUUACGAGCUGGCGGCCGCCGAGGUAGAGGAUAGCAACGACCCGGAACAACAACCACACCACAACCAGGAAGGUCACGAGCUCAACGGUUGGACGGUGGGUCGCACCAACGCUCAGAACCUAGACUUGAACCGAAACUUUCCUGACCUUACGUCUAUCCUCUACCGGAAUCGCAGGAUCAAACGGUUCCGCACAGACCACAUCCCCAUCCCAGACUCUUACUGGUUUGGUAAGGUAGCUUCAGAGACCUAUGCAGUGAUGAAGUGGAUCAGGUCUGUGCCGUUUGUCCAGUCUGCAAGUCUCCAUGGUGGAGAGCUGGUGAUCUCUUAUCCCUUUGACUUCUCUAGACACCUCCAUGAAGAGAGGAUGUUCUCCCCUACACCUGAUGAACAGGCAUUUAAGCAGCUGGCCCGGACAUACGCAGACUCUCACGCCAGCAUGGCCGACAACAACACAGAGAGGUGUGGAGCGUCCUUCAUCCGGAGUGGAGGCAUCAUCAACGGAGCUCUGUGGUACAGCUUCCCAGGGGGCAUGUCAGACUUUAACUACCUCCACACUAACUGUCUGGAGAUUACAGUGGAGCUGGGCUGUGACAAGUUCCCUUCUGAAGAGGAGCUCUACCCAGAGUGGCUCAGGAACAAGGAGGCCCUGCUCAGUUUCAUGGAGUCGGUCCACAGAGGUAUUAAGGGAGUGGUGAAGGAUGAAGAGGGCUAUGGAAUAAAGGGAGCGUCCAUAUCUGUCAGGGGAAUUCGUAAAGAUGUCACCACAGCGGAGGAAGGUGAUUACUGGAGGUUAAUGAACUCAGGAACACACAUCAUAACAGCAUCAGCUAAAGGUUACUCCAAAGUCAGCAAGAGAAUUUACCUGCCUGCUCACAUGGAAAAAGCUGGGCGGGUCAACUUCGUGCUCAAAAAGGUCCCUGUUCAGCCAGUAGGACCAGACUACCACCUGUUCCUCAGCUCCUCCUUGGACACUUAUGAGCGCUUCGACCCUUACAACCACUUCCAGAGCUACGGCCGCUCCGAGCCGGGAGAACCCAGGGAACCCAGGGAACCCAGGGAACCGGGGAUGGGAGCAGAGGGACAGGAGAAGCCGUGGUGGUGGAACUACUUUACUCAGGCAGGAGUCUCUGCUCCCACCUGGCUGCUACGGAACUUCUAGAAGACUGGACAGGAGAAAGACUGAAAACGGCACACUAUUCCCUUAUUCCCUCACACUAUUCCCUUAUUUGGUGCACUACAUUUGACCAAAGCCCAAGUGCAUUGUGGGGCGGCAGGGUAGGCUAGUGGUUAGAGCGUUGGACUAGUAGCCGAAAGGUUGCAAGUUCAAAUCCCCUAGCUGAUAAGGUACAGAUCUGUCAUUCUGCCCCUGAACAACCUA